AUGCGUCAAAUCGCUGCAGCGGUUUUCGCAGCAGGCGCUCUCGCGUCCGUGAAUACAUCAUUGCCAGCCGUUGUCGAGUUUGAUCUGGUCUUUCCACGCGACAAUGAGACGUACUCGCUGAGUCCGAUAUUUCCACUCGUCUUUGGCAUACAAAAUCCCGAGCUGCUAUCCUUCAUGGGCGACGACGGCCCGCUUGUGGAUAUCAGGGUUCGUCGCAAAGACAACUACAACUACACCUUGUCUGCCUACCAUCCGAGAUUCACCUACACACAAGGGAGCAAUAACACCAAAGACCAAGGUCAAAACCACGUCUAUUAUGUCUACCUUGACAUGCGGCCUAGCCUAUUGUCAGAAGGCACUUGGGAAAUUGGCUGGGACGUGGCAUUUCCUCAUUGCUCCCGCGUUUUGACACUUCCUAACACGAUGAACUGGACUCUUGCCGGCAACUCUCAGACAAGAUUCCUCAGUUUUGCCAUUUCGGCCGACGGUAAAGCGCCAGAUAUUACGAGCCCAAAGGACUGGGAUGCCGAGUGUUUCGAGCCACAGACUCAGUAUCGCGCCAGUGCUGGCUUCAAUGUCACUGAUAUUCUAUCUCUUGAGGGCCAGUCGGGAAACCUUGGGCGAUUAUUUGAAGCAGGGAUGCACUCGUGCCUUGAGACUUCAGCUGACAAAUUGGAGCCUGAAAUCAAUCAUUGCGCCUCCAGGGUUGACUCUGACGCCGCCGAGAGCAUUUCUGCGGCUUUGUUGGCCACGGCUUGCUCAAAGACGGCGCCACUUGCGAGCUGUCCCUCAAAGAGUGCCGCGCAGAGGACUACUCUCUCUACCGCGGGCCUAUUUGCUGUAUUUAUCCUGGCUAUUUUUGCAUUUUCAUGA
This is a messenger RNA of Beauveria bassiana ARSEF 2860, 873 nucleotides long. RefSeq lists its product as uncharacterized. NCBI's taxonomy places the organism in Eukaryota, Fungi, Ascomycota, Sordariomycetes, Hypocreales, Cordycipitaceae. The coding region runs from base 1 to 873 and encodes 290 amino acids. The record is from RefSeq and is a predicted model, not a curated record. The transcript has a single exon.